Messenger RNA from Colletotrichum spaethianum, 999 nucleotides. Its product is annotated as putative oxidoreductase. The transcript is spliced from 4 exons. The coding region runs from base 1 to 999 and encodes 332 amino acids. NCBI's taxonomy places the organism in Eukaryota, Fungi, Ascomycota, Sordariomycetes, Glomerellales, Glomerellaceae. The record is from RefSeq and is a predicted model, not a curated record.
AUGGCUGUAGCAUGGAUUCGUCGGCUCUUUAUCCGAGCAAUAGACCUGCUUUUUGGCACCUUUCUCUACGUACCGUUGGGCGUUCUGUUCUUUAAGCGAAGCCUUAGUGGAUUCGGGAACGGUGAAUGGGACUCAUCCCUAAUACCGGACCUCCAUGGCAAGGUUGCUGUAGUGACUGGAGGCAAUGCCGGGAUUGGCUACCAUACAGUCAGACAAUUAGCAGCAAAGGGCGCCAAGGUAUACCUGGCGGCCCGAUCAGAACAUCGCGCAAAUGAGGCCAUCAAGCGUCUCCUCAACGAGAAUCCAUCCAUCCCUGAGGAUAACGUGGUCUGGUUACCAUUAGAUCUGUCCAACCAAACCCAAGUAGCUGGCGCAGCACGUGAGAUUCUAGCAAAGACGGACCGUCACAUUGGUCACUGGACUCUCACAUACGGCUUGCUGCCUCUUCUCAAAGCAACGGCAGCGCAGAAAGGAUCCGACGUGCGAGUUGUUACUUUGUCGUCGUCCGGGGAGCGUAACAACUCGCGGCAGAAUUAUUUCAACAGUCUGAAAGAUCUGGACGAUCCCUGCGCCAGUCCUGGGUGGGAGGAUUCGUGCCUCGCCCAGAGCAAAAGAUACGGGACAUCAAAGCUUGCUAAUAUCCUUUUCGCAAAGGAAUUGCAGCGCCGCAUGGAUGAGGACGGGGUCGGCAUCACCUCGCUGUCUGUCAACCCAGGGACCAUACGAACGGAAGGAGCAGCUGACGUGGUGCCUUUUGUUGUACGGCCGCUGGUCUGGCUCCUGUUCACCGAACCGGCGAAGGGAGCUGACGCCACUCUGUUUGCCGCAACCGCCGAGGAGGUAAAGAGAGACAGUGAGCGGUGGAAAGGGAAAUACCUGGACGGGCCGGGAACUAUCAAAACGCCGUCGCCAAAGGCGUGGGAUGACGUCAUUGCGCGCAACCUGUGGAACAUAACGGCAACCGCUGUCCAGAACACUGGCGCUCUAGAUGUAAUCUAG